This is a messenger RNA of Leptomonas pyrrhocoris, 872 nucleotides long. RefSeq lists its product as hypothetical. Bases 306 to 872 code for a protein of 188 amino acids. The record is from RefSeq and is a predicted model, not a curated record. Lineage: Eukaryota; Euglenozoa; Kinetoplastea; Trypanosomatida; Trypanosomatidae. The transcript has a single exon.
AGCCUACAGAGACCUGAUAGAGAAGGAAAAGUGGAGUGGGAAAGCCGCAGCAGGGACUCUUUUUUAUUAGUAUUAAAGAGUCGGAGGUAGGGGAGCAGGAAGGAAGAGGCCUGCCUCGUUUCCAUUUCCAAGCCCUCUUUGCAUCCUUGGGUGUCCCGUUUUCCCUUUCCCUCUUACACGGUCGAAUUAUCGUCUGUGUUUCUUUUAGUAUUAUUCGACUCCGUUUAUUUAUAUAUAUAUAUUUUUGUUUUAUUAUGUAUUCUCUCCGUCGUUGGCACAAGGCGACUCUGGUGGCCGUCGUGUUGAUGGUGGCGGUUUUCUUGACGACGGCACGCGGUGCCCCGGCGAGCGGAGAGGAGGAUCCCUACGCCUACCUCGAGAUGCUCAGUGAGAGCGACUUAAAAAAGAUGCUCUUUGACAAACUGCACGGCCGUGUUCAGCUGGACCGAUUCCACCGCAAGGCCGACCUCGUCGCCGCGGUGCGGGAGCUGGAGGAGCAGGAGGAUAAGGAGGCGCACUUCAACGCGCAGGUCGCGGCAGCCUUGGCACGCAAGGCAGAGGCGGAGAGGCAGCAGCAGCGGCAAGAAAGCGUACACGGAGACGGCGUUGCCGUAAAACGUCGCCACCACCGUGCUGCCCACACAGCGGCAGGCGCAGGAGCAGUAGUAAACGAUAACGGCAAAAAAGUAGUACAAUUAAUUGAUGAUGACAGCGAGGAGGAGGCGGCGCAGCAGCAGACGCAGACACAACCUGCAGCAGCAGCAGGGAGGGAGAAGAACGGAAAAGGGCAGUACGGGGCAGCGGCCAGAGCGGGUCGUGCCGGCCGCGCAGGGACCAAACACACGAUGGAAGUUCUGUACUGCACCGGAUGA